AUGUGGUGGGCGCGCCUGACUGAUGAUAAGGCCCGGUACCUCCGACAGCUCUCCAAGAACAUCGACCUUUGUUCCGCCUUUGAUGCCCUGCUGUCGAUUCCUGGACUGUGGGGUGGGAUGAGCUUGGAACAUGUGGCCAACGUGAUGGCAUUGCGCUGUGAUGAGGAAAUCGUGCACUAUCUGACUUCGCACCUCCGAGAAUUCUGGGUCUCCCUCGUGAGUUCCGACCCGACCAAUCCUGACCUUGAGGCGAUGAUGAAGAUCGACGCCCACACGAUCGAAAGAUUGGAGCUGAUGGCGCCAAAAGCCUCGUACAGGGACGCUAGAAAGCUUCAGCGUUUGCUACGUAGCGGAAAAGUUCUCUCCAAUUUUAAUUUAUCUGAGAGAGCUCGGAUGUGGAAAUGGUUGCGUGAUUACGAUGGCAUCAUCCCUUCGUUGCGAACGUUCUUUCGAGAUAUCGAAUAUCUGAAAGAAUGUGGCAAUGCAAUGAAAUUGCUUGUCAACUUCAGCAAGAAUGGGCCGACGGUGCGGCGGGCUUUGCGGUGUUGUUACAGUCCCGGUGAUUCUCUCGAGGAAGGAUGUCUCAUCCAGACGUCCGAGGACACCUUUGAGAGGCGGUUCGGUAGCCGUGAAGUGCAGCAAGAGCUUUCUUAUCGACAGCUUUGGCUGUAUGCAAUGCGUGUGUACUCCAGAAUAUCACGAACAUUGACCACACCCAACUCGUUGGCGAAAUCCCAAAAUAAAACGCUGGACGCAAUAGUGAUCUAUGAGAUGGCAAUGUUCGCACAUAAGUUGGGCUUCCAGUCCCCAGCUAUUAAGAAGCUCAUCAUGCAUUCCCCGGAUGUGAUGAUCGCACAGAGUGUCCUGCUCAACGCUCGGGACCAGGAAGGGUAUGAAUACAAUGCCACAGUCUUUCCCACCUUAGUCCACCGCAUUGUGGAAUGUUUCUCAAUGGCUACGCCCCGCGAACAGCCACAGUUCCCUAGCCUCGUGGAUUCUACGGCCGGGUUGAAAGAGCGCUGUGGACUUCCUAGCAGCCAGGCCCAAAGACACGACCGUAGGCUACUCUUCCUUGACCCUCUGCACACUGAUGGGGUGGAUGUCUCAGGAACAGUGUCGACAUGGUAUGUACGGCGAAACGUUUAUUUCGCUUUUUUUGGAAGGCUUCAUGGCUUUUCUGACAGUCUCCGAGUGCCCGUUUCCACAUCAUCAACAUUUCCGCCAGAUCGUCAUGUUACUAGUAGACCCAGCUGUGACGCUCAUGAAGGGAGUGAAAUCAGAGCUUCACGGGUGAAAUUUAUGGAUCCCGUACCAUGUUCGAGCAAUGCCGAGCGGAGGACCGAGAUCGCAAAUCCAGCAACCCAACAAGGAGAGUCUGGCGAAGAAGUGGUUGCUGAGAUUGAAGUAUCUGACCAGCCACGAUCACCCAGUGAGGAGGGAUCCUCAGUUGUAGAACAAGAGCACUUCCAGAGAGGACCAGAAGAGAGUGCAGUUGGAGGCACAGAGCUAGGAGAUGCUUCACUUGAAGAGAACGAACUGGAGUCUGGUGAGCCCCAAAGUCUGGGACUUCUAGAACCGGAUAGUCGAGAUGGCUUGCAGCCUGGGACUGGGUGCAUUUCCAAUAGUACAUCUCCAUCCCUCCAGCUGCAACAAGACCUAUCAAACUUCAUUGCCAGGUUACAUGUGUCGACAAGUCCGCUGGAAGAUGAUCUGCAGCAAAGUAAGCAAUCCAGAAGUCACAUUAUCGAUCAAGCAAACAACGCGCGGAAGCGCAAAAAUACAGAUGAUGAUGAAUCUGGCGCCAACAAGAAGCUGAGUUCGGGUAAUAAACGAAAACGUUCACGAACCAGAACUAUUUCAGGGACUCAUUCUUCCCCGUUCAGUGAAGCUGAAUCUAUACGCUUGAAUUUACUUAGGACUCUGAUGAAAAAUGCCGGCCAAUCAUUUAGUAUUGCGACUUUGCGUCAGAUCUAUGAAAUGGGUGAUCGUAUUAUUGACGAAACUAAUGUUGUCUUGAAUGGCUGGAAUGAGUGGCUGUCACGAGAAUGUCAGGCACCUGGAGUUGUGCUUCCGGCUUACCACAACCUUUCGUUGGCGGAGAUUUGUUUUGCUGCGUGUCGGCUUUUAGCAUCAACCCAUGAUAACCUUCAUCACGGACCAGUACAUCAACGUCUAGCCCAGGUCCUUCUUUACAUCUUUGUCCAUGAAUUUGAUAAAGAGUUGCAGAAAAGAGAGGACAAGCAGGAGGUGGUGCUCCAACGUAACGGCCGUAAAAUGAUGACUAUAGUUCACGACUUGAUAGUAGAAAAGGUCGGUGAAUUUGAAAAGAAUGGCAAGAAGUGGAAUCGAAAGGACGUGGUGGAAGAUAAAAAUCUUGGGAAGCGGUGGUGGCGGCUUGGAAGUGGUAUUGGAUUUGUUGUCAUUCUGACCUGUGCAUCAGACUUGGAAAAGAGUCAUAUGAAAAAUCGCUCCUUUUCUAAUGCCAAACUAGAUCUCUUGGUUAACUAUGUCCGGAAUGCGUACCCCAGUGCUGUGGCCCAUCUCCAGUCCCUUGACCCAGUAAUUCAACGCUUUAUCGCGGGUGUGGCUUUGCCCGCAGAUGACAUUGUCCAUCCAUACCCUUCCUUUUUGCGAUUUGAAGCCGCCCCUGAAAAUAUGCAAUGGACAAAAACAGAGUCAGCAAUGGGUGUUGCAACAAAAAAGCUCUUGUGCAGUUUAGGUAAGACUAAGGAAUGA
Molecule: messenger RNA, 2736 nt
Organism: Talaromyces stipitatus ATCC 10500
Lineage: Eukaryota; Fungi; Ascomycota; Eurotiomycetes; Eurotiales; Trichocomaceae
Exons: 3
Coding region: 1-2736 (911 amino acids)
Source: RefSeq, a predicted model, not a curated record